AUGAAUUAAUUAUAAUUAUCAUAAGCAUAGUCCCCAAGAGAAAGUAAUUUCGAUUAUGAAGAAUAACCUCAAAUAUAGUCAAUUCAAUUACAUUAAAGUAGAGCAGCACUAUCAAUUAUCACUAAUGUAAUCUUACUCAUAUAAGGAAUUUAGAUAUAAAUUUUAGUUGCUAUAUUUUAAAUAUUCUUAAUACUGUUUAAUUCAUAUAUCGCCUUUGAUUUAAGCUAUAAGAUAUCCCUUCUAUAUGUUACAAUUUUGCAUUUUCUUUAAAUCAUUAAGAUUGGUGUAUAUAAUAAUAAGUAAAGUUUAAUUAUUAAUUUUGUCUAGAAAAUUAUACAACAAUCAAUAUUGUUGCAUAUAGAUAUUUUGGGGAAUUCUCUCAAUUUCUUAUUAUGUAAUUUAUAUUUUUAGCAUUUAAGGGAUGCUUAAUGUAUUUCUUAGAAAAUAAUGAUUUUCCUAUUUAAUAUCCAAUACUUAUGCAUUUAAUAUUCACACUUACAUGGUUUGUUUUGGUAUUACACAAUUAUUUUAAAAAUAAAAAUGAAAAAAGCUUUACUUUAGUUGUAAAUUUUGAAAAUUAAUUUAGUUGACAGUUUUAUUCAGAUUUUUUUUAAUUCUCUAACUAAUGUUAAUUAAUCUUAAAUAAAUUGAAUGGAUAGAUUGGUAAUGGAUAUAUAUAUUUACAAUACUCUGGAUAUUCUUGGCUUUAAUUUGUAUUUUUUAAAUCAUUUUUUUAUUUGAUUUUAUUUGCAAAGCCACAUAAUUGUUGUAAGAAAGAGAUCCAAUCAAUAGGGAAGCAAUUAAUUAGUAGAGUAUACAUAUUGAGAAGGUUUAGUUAUAGGAUCAUUAUGGAUUAAUUUACUAGCCUUAUGCAUUUCUGGUCUACCCACUUUUAGCAUGAUUUGCUAUACUAUUAAAUUGUCAACAGGAUAAAACAGUUACAAUUCUCUGUCAAUUACCUUGUCAGUUAUAUACUCAUUAGUGUUUAUUGUCUAUACUAUGUAUUAUCGAAUCUCUUUAAGGUUAAAAUAUAAUGUAUUAUUAAAGUCUAUUUAUUUGUUAAAUCUAAUAAUAGAGAGGAAUAGAUAACAAUAUUGGAGUCAAUACUGAUAAUUAAUAAAGAUAUUAAUUAAAUUCUCCAAGUUCUAAACAUAAAAAUCAUUUGAUUAAAAGUAAAGAAUAGAUUUUAACUCAACUACCCUAGUAUUUGGUAUCUUAUUAAUAUUUAUGGUUAGAUUAGAUUAUCACAAACCUACUUUUUACCAGCUAUUGAUAAUGAUAAUUUACCAUAGUUAAAACAAUCAUAAUAAUAAUAAAUUCAAUAACAAUAACAUUCCAAGAAGAAUAAAACAGAUUAAGAAUAACCAAAAUUAAGUAAUCGUAUAUCUCUUACUGAAAUCAAUUCAGACAAAGAUACACAAUGUUUUAAUUGUUAUUAAAAUGAAAGUUGUGCAGUUUAUAUGCCAUGUGGACAUGGUGGAUUAUGUGUGAAAUGUGCUACCGAAUGGUUCACUGAAAAAUAAGAGUGUUUAAUAUGUAGAAAAGUAAUUAUUUAAUUCAUAUAUAUUUAGCCUGUUGAAUCUGUUGUAAAAAUUUCAUAGUCAGAAUAAAAUAAAGUUUAGGUAAUCGAUGUAUUGGCUUUUUGA
Paramecium pentaurelia is the source of this 1646-nucleotide messenger RNA. NCBI's taxonomy places the organism in Eukaryota, Ciliophora, Oligohymenophorea, Peniculida, Parameciidae. The record is from the annotation of a GenBank genome assembly.